GUAUAUAUUCUUAUAUUCAUUUAAGGUAGUAUAGUUAUGUGCCUCUAACGGCUCCUUUGUACAAAGUAUACUAUAUAAUGAUAUCAAUAGAAUGAGACCAAUCAUCGAUUGGAUUAAACCUAAUCAAACAUGGUAUCAGAGCUUGUGCUCUAAUAGCCGCCUCCUAAACCUUUCGUUAUUAUUUCUGCUCUCUUUACUGUUCAUCAUCUUCUUCCUCUGUUUCUAAAUCUCUCUCUCCUCUGGUUCUAAACAUUUCUUCCCUCUCUCACUUCUCAAACUCUAUGUUUCUUCUUCUCUCUCUCACUUCUUCCCUUUUUCACAAGUUACAAACGUAACGAUGGCGGCACAACCAACUCAAAUCUCCGACCGUACCUUGAGUCUCACCCAAAUUAAGAAUCAUAUUCCAAUCAUUUUGGACAUGAACCAGAUGAACUAUGAUCUUUGGCGUGAACUCUUCGAGACACACUGUCAUAGCUUCACCGUUCUUGGCCAUCUCGAUGGCACUUCUCUCCCGACGGAUCCGACAGACACAGCUUGGUCCCAAGUCGACGGCACUGUCAAGAUGUGGAUCUACGGAACAAUAUCUGAAUCGCUUCUCAAAUCAGUUCUCAAAACCAAGUGCUCUGCACGUGAGCUAUGGACCACCAUUGAGAAUCUGUUUCGUGAUAACAAGGAAGCUCGAGCCAUCCAGCUCGAAAACGAGCUCCGGUCAUUGACGAUUGGCGACCUGUCCGUUCAUGAGUACUGUCAGAAACUGAAAACUCUUUCUGAUCUUCUAGCCAAUGUCAACUCACCUAUCACAGAACGUGUCCUCGUGAUGCAUCUCCUAAAUGGUCUUAGUUCCAAAUUUGAUAAUAUUGUUAACGUCAUCAAACAUCGAUCUCCUCCAUGUUCUUUCAGUGAUGCUCGCUCCAUGCUCAAGGAUGAGGAAGACCGUCUCAAGACGCAACGACGACCAGAUCCUUCGCACGUUGAUCAUGCCUCCUCUCCCCAAGUUCUUCUUGCUGCAUCACCACAGACCUAUGACAACAGAACAGCAUCCUCAGCUCCUCAAUACCAAAAUAACCGAAACAGUGGUCGCAACAACCGUGGAAAUAGAGGAGGUGGUCGCCAUAAUAGGGGACGUGGCAACUCAAAUUGGAAUAGUGGCAACUGGAAUCAACAACAGCCAACUUCUUGGAAUGGACACAAUCAGCUGCAGUGGCCUGCUCUUCCUCCGUGGUCCAUGUACCCACAAUGGGCCAACAUGCCGAUGUGGCCUGGUUCGCCGUGGUCUCAGCCAAACCCUCAAGUAAGAGCUACGGCUGCGCCUCAUACACUGCAGAGACAGUCCCGUCCGUCCCCAGGGAUCUUAGGUCCAGCACCUCCUUCCACUGGUUCAGCUUAUCUUGCAGGAAUGCACCAAACCCCUUCUGUGGAAUCUAACGAUCUCAUACCCACAACUCUUGCUAACGCCUUCAAUACCAUGACUCUCACUGAUCCAUCUGAUGCUGGCUGGUACAUGGAUUCAGGUGCGACUGCUCAUCUCACUUCUCAGCCAGGACCUUCGUACUCGGACUCCUCUCAUCCGAUGUGAUAGCAAAGGCCCGCUUUACUCUAUCUCGUCUCCCUCUGCUCCUUCUUCACCACAAGCCUUCAUUUCCUCUGCCACUGCUUCAACUUGGCAUCGCCGUUUAGGACACCCCGGUCAUUCUGUUCUUCGUCGU
This is a messenger RNA of Brassica napus (rape), 1706 nucleotides long. RefSeq lists its product as uncharacterized. The transcript is spliced from 2 exons. The record is from RefSeq and is a predicted model, not a curated record. The coding region runs from base 338 to 1576 and encodes 412 amino acids. Lineage: Eukaryota; Viridiplantae; Streptophyta; Magnoliopsida; Brassicales; Brassicaceae.